This is a messenger RNA of Chelonia mydas (Green sea turtle), 1197 nucleotides long. RefSeq names its product interleukin 22 (gene IL22). Gene Ontology annotation, cellular component: extracellular region. The transcript has 4 exons. The record is from RefSeq and is a predicted model, not a curated record. The coding region runs from base 403 to 720 and encodes 105 amino acids. Lineage: Eukaryota; Metazoa; Chordata; Testudines; Cheloniidae.
CUAAAUUUCCUCUGCUUUCCCUGGGGCUGGCAAAUUUUGAAAAAAGAGUUUUCAUUUCUCUUUCCCCUAGCCCCAUUCAAAGCUGGCCAUGGACAUUACUCUAGGAAUAACUAGUAAGCUCCUCCGAAGAGUACAACCUCCUAUAUACUUCUUCUGACUCUCCCUCCUCCCCGGUAGGCUCAGCCUUCUCCAUCUCACCCGGGGUCCCCUCUGAGGUAUAAUCCCUCAAUCCGGCAGCUGUCACUCAAAGCAGGGUGUCAGUUGUAGUGUCCUGCACUAUUGUUGUAGAAUAUUGACUUCCUUUCUACCUCUCAGGCUAGUCUCUCGGACCAGGACACAGACAACAGGCUCAUUGGACAGCAGCUGUACAUUAAUGUCCAGGAGACUAAUCGCUGCUAUGUGAUGAAGAGGGUAAUAGAGAUCAUAGUGAACGAAGUACUUCUCUCUGUGACCAGCAACCGUUAUCCAUAUAUCCAUGAGGUGGCACAGUUCUUAGCAGCUCUGAGCACAGAGCUAAGUGGCUGCAAAUUCUCAGGACACAGAGAACAUGUCGAAAAGAACCUGGAAGAAAUGAAAGACAAAAUUAAGCAGUUGGGAGUUAGUGGAAAGAACAAAGCAAUUGGGGAGCUGGAUUUGCUCUUUGAUUACCUGGAAAAUGCAUGCACUGAAGCACCGAAGAAAAUUGUUACUAGUAAGGGAGGAAACAAGAGGAAAAACUGAAAGAACCUCCAGGAAACCACUGCUAUGAUACAAACCAUAUAUCUAUUAGGAAGAAGCACCUAUAGGAGUGGUAGUUAUUUAACAGUGCCAAACAUUUCAACUUUAACCAAGUGCUUAAGUAUUUUGUUGAUUGGGGCCUAUGUGCACAAGCACAAGUGGAUAUUUUGAAAGCUAUGCAGUGGUGCUUGCCUGCAUCUGUCCCAAUGUCUUUAACUUGAAAAAUCUUUCUAGGAAAUGUUGCCGUCUUUUUGUCAAAUUGAUCCUUCUCUAGAAAACAAAUAUUUCAGGUUCUUUUAGCAAAAAGUAUUUACAGCCUUUUAAUAUUUAAUGCUAAUUUAUUGAACAGCAAUAAUUAUACAUUUAUUUAUAUAAAUUAAUAGUGUGAAUUUAUUUAUAAAAAUGUACCAGAGGCUUUUACAUGAAAUAUGGUAUAACUUACAACUGUUAUUAUAAUAUUUAUAGAAUGAUACAUUUGAA